AUGGAGACUGCAGCGGUGAUUAAAGAGAACCGGGAGAGAGAGCAACUAAGAAGAAUUUUCAACCGAACAGUGACGAAGCUAGAAGCUGAUAUCAAAGUCGAAAAUUUCUCGCAAGUGUUGAUCGACAUUGAAUUUCUUAAGAGUAAGGUUGAACGAUUAGAAGCUUUAGAUAAAAUGAUACAAGACCUCAUGUUAGAAAGCGACAGUUAUGAUGAAGAAUCCUUCAGCAUUGAAAUUGAUACAGCGGACACGUAUAAAUACAGAUGGCACACAAUUAACAAUCAGAUAAAGACAGGUAUGUCGUCAAAAAUUCCUCUUGAUAAGAUUGAAGAUGUAAAGCCAGCCAGGAAUUACAAUUUACCUAAGUAUGAGCUAAAGAAAUUUGAUGAUAACCUGAAGAACUGGUUAGCUUAUUGGGGCCAAUUUAAGAAAAUUAACGAAGAUCACUCAUUGUCUGGAGAGGAUAAGUAUCAGUACCUCCUUCAAUCAUUAAAAGAAGAUAGUAACGCUCGAGUAUUGGUGGAAAGUUUCCCUCCGUCUGCUGAAAAUUAUACAAAGGCUAUUGAACAACUCAAGGCAAGAUUUGGACGGGAGGAUCUUCUCAUACAGGUUUAUGUUAGGGAAUUAUUAAGUUUCGUUUUAAACAAUAAUAAAAAACAAGUAUCUAUUAGACUAUUAUAUGACAAAAUUUCAACAUAUUUGAUGUCUUUAGAAACGUUAGGUAUUGUUAAACAGAAAUAUGAAAUAAUUUUGUAUCCCCUUGUAGAAUCAGCAAUUCCCGAAACAAUUCUUAUUGCUUGGAAUAGAUGUAACACUGAUCCAUCUCUUGGUAACCAAUUGACAAGUUUAUUAAAUUUUCUUAAAAACGAAGUAGAAACAGAAGAGCGAAUUAAUUUAGCGAGGUCCGAUUUUAAUUGUAUUGGUACUAAUCACACUCUCCACAGGGAACAAAUAAGCAGCUUACCAACAGCAGCAUCGUUAGUAUCAAAUAUAAAACCAAAGGAGUCAGGUAAAGUAGUCAAUGUUAUUUGCUGUUUUUGUGACAAAAGAAUUCAUAGUUCUUUUGAAUGUAGUAGAGCUAAUAAGAUGUCCCUAGAGGAUAAAAAGGAGGCAAUAAAAAAGAAAGGCUGCUGCUACAUAUGUCUUAAAAAAGGUCACGUGGCUAAUAAAUGUAAAAGUUUUGUUAGAUGUUUAUCAUGUGAAAAAAGACACUAUGUGAUUUUAUGUCCGGAAAUUCAUAAGAAAGAAAAGAGUGGAACAUUGGAAAAUGUUUCGUUAUAUGCCAGAACUAAUAUGACAACUUUGUUACAAACACUCAUUGUCAAUAUCACCUAUCAAAGAAAAAUCAAGAAGGUGAGAGUUUUGUUAGACAGUGGUUCUCAAAGGUCGUAUGUAAAAGCCAAAGUUGUUGAAGAAUUAGGAUUGCAUGAGACUGGCAUAGAAAUAAUAGGUCACACAUUAUUUGGGGGUGUGGAUCAGCCUGCCAAGGUAUAUAAAUGCUUUGAUGUUUUGGUAAGUAGCUUAGACAAUAGGUUUUCUGUUAGAAUCAAUGCACUACAGCAGUCUGAUUUAUGUGGGUACCUGCCAAAAAUUAAUAAUGAAAAAAUAUUAGAGAAGUUACGGGACUUGAAUAUUGUGAUCAGUGAUUUUGAUUAUACAGAUACUGAGAUAAGUCUCUUGAUUGGGUCGGAUUACUUAGGAUCCAUCAUACAUAAUAAAACGGUUAGUUUAGGUAACAACCUGAUGGCUGUUAAUACCAAGUUAGGAUGGACAUCACAGGGACCAAUAAAAGUUCAAAGUACAGUCAAUACAUCAAGCACUACAUGCUUUUCAAAAACAAAUCUUUCUGAUUUGUGGAGUAUUGAGUUAUUAGGAAUUCGAGACCCUUAUGAAAAUAAGUCUAAAAAGGAUACUGAAGUCAAGAUUUUGAAAACUUUCAAUGAUAACAUUUCAGUAAAUGCACAAGGACGUUAUGAAGUCUCAUUGUUAUGGAAAGAGGGGUGUGCAGGACUCAAGACAAAUUAUGAAGUUGCAUUUAAACGAUUGGAAUCAACCACAAAAAAGUUAAAAUCAACUGGUAACCUAAAAAUGUAUGAUCAAGUUCUUCAAGACUGGAAGAAAAAUGAUAUCAUUGAGAGGGUUAUAAAUGAUACAAAUACAGGCCACUAUUUGCCACAUCAUAGUGUUAUUAAAUUAUCUAGUAUGACAACACGUGUACGUCCAGUAUUUGAUGCUUCUACAAAGGACAACAAUGGAUGGACUCUUAACGGUUGUUUAGAUAAAGGUAUUAAUAUGAUUGAAUUGUUACCAAAAUUAUUAAUACAAUUUAGAAAAGGUGCUUAUGGAGUUAUAUCUGAUAUAAAACAAGCACUUUUACAGAUAUCUAUUGCAGAAAAAGUGGUCCGAGAGCUCAUGACGCAUUUUUCAUGA
This is a messenger RNA of Parnassius mnemosyne (clouded apollo), 2430 nucleotides long. The record is from the annotation of a GenBank genome assembly. NCBI's taxonomy places the organism in Eukaryota, Metazoa, Arthropoda, Insecta, Lepidoptera, Papilionidae.